Molecule: messenger RNA, 2285 nt
Organism: Morus notabilis
Lineage: Eukaryota; Viridiplantae; Streptophyta; Magnoliopsida; Rosales; Moraceae
Product: toll-like receptor 3
Exons: 6
Coding region: 204-1976 (590 amino acids)
Source: RefSeq, a predicted model, not a curated record
CAAAAUGAGUGUCGUUCACUGAAAGGAGGCCGGUUUGGCUUGACCUCCGCAGAGGAACAGCACAUUCACAGCUCUGAAUUUGAAGCAUUCCUUGUUGAAGAAGAAGAAGAAGAAGAGGAUCGUUCGCCGCUUUGCUUCCACACUCAGGCAAAACCAGAGAAGAAAAGGACGAGAUUUCCAUAGGCAUUUGAAGGAAGAAGAAGAUGGAGAGCCAACUGGUGAGGCUUUGCAUUGAAUCAGCAUGCAAGAGCAGAGAAAGCGUCGAGCGAUGGCGGCGCGAGAAGCGGAGUCUCGAACGCCUCCCUUCUCAGCUCGCCGACGCCCUCCUCCGCCGCCUCCUCUCUCGCCGCCUCCUCUUCCCUUCCUUGCUCGAAGUUUUCAAAGAAAGUGUAGAGGAGAUUGAUCUCAGAGGGCAAAACUCCGUGGAUGCUGAAUGGAUAGCCUAUGUAGGUGCCUUUCGUUACUUGCGUUCCUUGAAUGUUUCCGAUUGCCAUAGGCUCACUAACUCUGCUCUUUGGCCAAUUACAGGGAUGACGAGUUUAAAGGAGUUGGAUCUUUCGAGAUGUUUGAAGGUUAAUGAUGCUAGCAUUGGGCAUAUUGUAUCCAUUUCAACUUUGGAGAAGCUAUAUAUUUCUGAAACUGGAAUCAGCGCAAAUGGGGUUAAGCUUCUCUCUUCGCUUAAGAACUUGUCUGUCUUGGACUUGGGUGGUUUGCCCGUCACUGAUCUGGCACUCAGUUCUAUACAGGUACUUGCAAAACUACAAUACCUUGAUCUUUGGGGAAGUGAAAUAUCCAACCAAGGGGUUUGCGUUCUUCAAAUGCUACCCAAAUUGAGUUCCUUAAAUCUGGCUUGGACCAAUGUUGGAAAUCUGCCGAAUUUGUCAUCCCUCGAGUGCCUGAACAUGAGUAAUUGUACAAUUGAAUCUGUACUUGAAGGGGAUGGUGAUAAAGCUCCCUUAGCAAAACUUGUCAUGUCCGGAGCCACGUUUGUUGAUGAAUCUGAAGCCUUUUUGCAUAUUGAAACGAGUUUGAUGUCCUAUCUUGAUCUAUCCAACUCAUCCCUCCACAGAUUUUGCCUCUUACCUCGUCUGAAAGUGCUGGAACAUUUGGAUCUCAGCUUGACCAUGAUAGGAGAUGAUGCAAUUCAGGAAAUUGCAACUGUUGGAGCAAAUUUGAGAUAUCUCAAUCUCUGCAAGACAAAAGUCAGCUCAGCUGGAAUUGUGAUUUUAACCGGGCAUGUUCCCAACCUUGAAAUAUUGUUAUUAUCCAACACAUCAGUUGAUGAUGUAGCCCUCUCAUACAUCAGCUUGAUGCAUUCUCUGAAAGAUGUUGACUUGAGCAAUACAAACAUUAAAGGUAUCAUUCACCAUAUUGGCUCUGAGACGGAUCCAGUUCCUUCAUUGCAAGCAUUGAAAAGUCUCAGGGAGUUGAAAAGGUUGAAUUUGGAGCAAACCCAUGUUAUGGAUGCAGAACUAUUCUCAGUUUCAGGCUUCCAGGAGUUGACUCAUUUAUCACUCAGAAAUGCAUCUCUUACCGAUAUCUCUUUAUCCUAUAUGUCAUCUCUACCAAAGUUGACAAAUCUAAGUAUUCAUGAUGCUGUGUUGACAAACUGGGGACUCACCUCAUUUCAACCCCCGGCAACACUGAAAUCAAUGGACCUGAGGGGUUGUUGGCUCUUAACUGAGGAUGCGAUCCUAUCGUUUUGUAGAAUUCAUCCUCAAGUUGAAGUAAGACAUGAACAUGUUCAUGUAUUACCAUCAGAUCAACUUUGUUCUGAUCGUCCAUCUGCUUCCCGGUCGCCUUUAAAUACAACACAACAAAGUCAGGAGGAUAGAAAGAUUCGCAUAUCACCGUGUUUUAUAGAUCAGAGAUUGAAGUACACCAGGGAAGAGCUUCUUGGGCUGCAAUAUUCAUCUUUGACCCCUGUAACUCCUCACCAUGUAGAUAUUGCGACGUCGAAAAUGCAAUUGAAUUAGUUGAACUUGCUUCUAAAAUAUUUUUCUUUCAUGUUGCAACUUUCUGUAUCUUAUUGUUAAGAUAUUCUUUUCCCGUCAAUUUUCCUUAGGUCCUUUCUUUUCAACGACAAGGCAAGAAAGUUUGCAAAGGAAAAUGAAAGAACAUGUUGAGAAUGUCAAUGUGGUUUUUAGUCUUUUUACGAGAAUCUGUCUUUCGCUUUUGCCGUACAAGACCUGCGAUAAUGUUUCGUUUAUGGUUUACAAUGAACCUACUAGAUGUUUGUACUAUUGCAUUUCUUUCAAGGAAACGAGUAAGAGCUUCUUAAGAAA